Messenger RNA from Aspergillus chevalieri, 1977 nucleotides. RefSeq lists its product as uncharacterized. The record is from RefSeq and is a predicted model, not a curated record. Bases 1 to 1977 code for a protein of 658 amino acids. The transcript has 4 exons. NCBI's taxonomy places the organism in Eukaryota, Fungi, Ascomycota, Eurotiomycetes, Eurotiales, Aspergillaceae. Gene Ontology annotation, molecular function: protein binding.
AUGUUGGAGCUUCUUCCAGGAGAGUUGCUUAUCAGCAUAAUACAAAAGCUCUCCAACACCGACCUUUUCCAACUCUCGCUGGUGUCGAAAUACUUCCACUAUUCAGUGCAGCCAGAACUAUACAGGGAGUUCACCCUUGUCACCACCCACGAAAGGCACCGCGACCUCAACGAAUCUCGCUUCUUGCGACCUGCCUUGAUAGACGACACCCCAAGCCUGCAGCCACGCGGUGUGUAUAAAUGGAUCAGACACCUGAUCAUCGAGGCCCCCUUGCACAACCAUGCAAGGAUCUCAACGCUGUGGGGAAUGGACGUGAACGAGAUGAGUCUGGAAAGGCGCCGCAUGAUCGAAUAUAUGGAAUUCUUGAACUUGCAUCGAAACGUGCAGGCUGUGCUUACUCGUUUGCCGCAUAACAGUCUGCAGAGCUUUAGCUGGCACCUUGGCUGCUGUCUGCCCAAAGGAAUCUUCAGCGCACACGGUUACCUCGCGCGCCGCCAGCGCCAACUCACCUCUCUAUCCAUCAGAGUGUACCCGGGCUACACAUACACAGAUGGCCUUGAAGGACUGAUGUCCCUUCGAAACCUACGCCACCUCUCCUGGAAACAGGCAGACUUUAUCGACAGCUACUUGCUCUACGAUAUCAUCGAAGCGAACUGCCGCCACCUUGAAUCGCUGGAGGUUGGAUUCGAGAGCCGCUACGCGCUGGCUCCGCGUACCCUGGAGUACUGUCUGCAGUCGACUGGUCUUUUCUCGACCGUUCCCAAGGGUCUUUGCGUCCAAUUCGACGCGCUGCACACUAUAAGCCUAGCAAACGUGUCGUUCAAGCUGGCAUACUCAGUCCUCUACCCGACAUUCAACUUUAGCCAGAUCCGCAAGCUGAAGUUGCAGAACUGUCGAUGCGUGCUCGAACUCCUCAGGGCUCUGCGAUACACUUCUCGAGGUAUCAACCUGAAAGCCCUCGAGUGCGACUACGAUGAACACACUCCCCCAAACCAGGACGACAGCAUGUUCGAUCCGAGAACUGUUGGUCUGGGCGUUCCCAAGUUCCUCGAAUCCUUCCGCGGCCUUGAGCAGCUGUAUGUUCGCGCGAUGGAUUUUCUCGUGCAGUCUUCCGAGCGCACACCGUGGGCUAUCCUCAAGCACGCAAAAACCCUGAAGCGUCUGGCAUACCACUACCACGACAAACUGGCAAUGGGUUACAACCGAGACUGCCCGUUCUUCUGGAGACACCGUCUCUUCCAAGUCCUCGACAAUCUCCGCCUCGAAGCCCUGGGUAUAAACAUCGUUCCCGGCGACCUGCGCACCCGCAUCGCCGAAACCCAAACCGCCCAAACGCUCAAACUCCUUCACCUCCGCAUAACAGGCCCCUACCACAAGCCGCGCAACCUCCUCCGCAAGCUCAAAAUCGCCGGCCUCCCCAAACACUGCGUCCCCCUAUCCCUCCGCCGCCCUAAAUGCCACCCCAUCCCCGACGACCGCGCACUGCCAAUAUAUCUCGCCCUGCGGAUGUCACUGGACCAAACAGAGCGGCAAACAAAGAAACUCCUAAACAUGAAAGGACUCCUUACCUUCGUGAAUUGGGCAUUCGGACCAGAUGGCCUCCCCAACCUGACGAUCCUCGCGUACGGCGAUUUCAGCUGUCCUCAGCGCCACGGCUGGUCUCAGCUUGUCUUCGUGCGCUACCCGCGCCCAAACAUGCCAAUUGCGAGCGCGCAGGAGGAUAAGAGCGGGGUCUUCGGGCCCUCGUUGCCGUUCCGCAUUAUGCACCCUGAGGACGAGUAUUUGUGGGAUGAGAUUGAUGGCGCGAAGGAAUUGCUUGAGGCUUGUCCGCAGCUUUGUGUGGAGAAUGUUAUGGCGAGGGCGAAUGAGAAUGGGCAGCGUGCUGAGCCGCGGGAUAGUUAUUAUUCGGACGAUGAGUUGCCUGGGGAUGAGGGGGAUGAGGAGGGUUUGGUGGGAUUUGAGGACUUUUUUGAUUAG